GCCUCCUUCACGCUAUAAAAGCUGAUGUGAACGGCUCCAGUAAGCACAGUCAUCGAAUGGGCGUUGGCAAGUGAAGGCUAGGAAGAUGACAUCUCAAGCAACUGCUCUCUUCGUGGUGGUGGUGGCGUUGGCAACUUCAGCGUCAGGCGAACCGAGGUACAAUCAACCUCCGCCAUGUUAUCCCAAGACUGAAUACGUCACUGAAGUUCAGACUGAGUAUCAAGAGGUGCCUGUAUACACCACGCAGUACCAGACGCAAGUGGUACCAACCACUCUGUACCAAACGCAGUUCCAAACCAAGUACCAGACGCAGUUCCAGACCCAAUACGUCCCCAAAUACGUCACUCAGACGCAGUACACGACGCAGGUCAAGUACACCACACAGUACCAAACGCAGUACCAGACGCAAUACCAAACACAGUACGUCACGCAAACCCAGUAUCAGACGCAGUACGUCACCCAGACGCAGUAUCAGACGCAGUAUGUCACACAGACGCAGUACCAGACGCAGUACACGACGGAGUUCAGGCCUCAGUACGUCACCACGACGCAGGUGCAGUACCAGACCCAAUACAAGACGGAAGUGCAGCCCAAUUACAUCACCGUCACGGAGACGAAGCAGUCCUACAAGACCGUGUGUCCCAAGCCGUCUUACGGAGGAUACGGGAAAUACUAAGCUGAAUGGAGACGAGUUGAUGUUUUGUGAGAUAUUUCUCUAGCCGUGGCCAUGUUUGUAAUAAAAUUCACUGGAAUUUU
Molecule: messenger RNA, 756 nt
Organism: Macrobrachium nipponense
Lineage: Eukaryota; Metazoa; Arthropoda; Malacostraca; Decapoda; Palaemonidae
Exons: 3
Coding region: 86-676 (196 amino acids)
Source: RefSeq, a predicted model, not a curated record